Messenger RNA from Choloepus didactylus (southern two-toed sloth), 7818 nucleotides. RefSeq names its product opioid growth factor receptor-like protein 1. Bases 355 to 1707 code for a protein of 450 amino acids. The record is from RefSeq and is a predicted model, not a curated record. Gene Ontology annotation, cellular component: membrane. NCBI's taxonomy places the organism in Eukaryota, Metazoa, Chordata, Mammalia, Pilosa, Megalonychidae. Gene Ontology annotation, molecular function: opioid growth factor receptor activity. The transcript is spliced from 7 exons.
GGGUGAUAAGUGGAAAGUGAGGGGCGUCCUGGGUACGGGGCGGCGGCGCUCUGGCCUAGUGAGUGGACGCUCCGCUCCCCUGAGCUCCCGCCGGGGGAGGAGAAGGAACCAGAUGGGCGGGUUCAAGCGUUUGCGGCGGCGGCCGCGGCGGUCCCGAGGCCGCCGGCUCCUCCCCGCGAGUGUGCCUGUUUGCCGCUCACCGCGCUGAGGCAGUGCGGCGGCCGGCGCGCCGAGGCUGCCGCUCAGCGCCCUCGCCGCGGCCAUGCCCCGGCCUUAGCACGCCUGCCGCAGCCCGCGCUUCGCGGCCCCGCGCCCUGUACCUCCGAGCCCGCCGCCGCCGCCGCCGCCUCUUCAAUGGGCAACCUGCUCGGCGGAGUCAGCUUCCGGGAGCCUACGACCGUGGAGGACUGCGACUCUACCUGGCAGACGGACUCGGAGCCCGAGCCCGAGGAGCUGGGGCCGGGUGGCGGCGAGGCCGCGGGGCAGGAGCCCUCGCAGCCCUCGCAGCCCCGGGAGCUAACCGGCGGGCAGCCCUGCCCCAGCCCCGCGCCGGACGAAGACGCCGAGGUUGCUGGCGCGGAGCAGGGUGGUGAUUCUACUGAAGUAACUGUGAAACCUAAGAGAAGCUUUUAUGCUGCAAGAGAUUUGUACAAAUACCGACACCAGUACCCACAGAACUUCAAAGAUAUCCGAUACCAAAAUGACUUGAGCAAUCUCCGUUUUUAUAAGAAUAAAAUUCCAUUUAAGCCAGAUGGUGUUUACAUUGAAGAAGUUCUAAAUAAGUGGAAAGGAGAUUAUGAAAAGCUGGAACACAACCAUACUUACAUUCAGUGGCUUUUUCCCCUGAGAGAACAAGGCUUGAACUUUUAUGCUAAAGAACUAACUACAUAUGAAAUUGAGGAAUUCAAAAAAACAAAAGAAGCAAUUAGAAGAUUUCUCCUGGCUUAUAAAAUGAUGUUAGAAUUUUUUGGAAUAAAGCUGAUUGAUAAAACUGGAAAUGUGGCCCGUGCUGUUAACUGGCAGGAAAGGUUUCAGCAUCUGAAUGAAUCCCAGCACAACUAUUUAAGAAUCACCCGUAUUCUUAAAAGCCUUGGUGAACUUGGAUAUGAAAGUUUUAAAUCUCCCCUUGUAAAAUUUAUUCUUCAUGAGGCUCUUGUGGAAAAUACUCUUCCCAAUAUUAAGCAGAGUGCUCUGGAGUAUUUUGUUUAUACAAUUAGAGACAGAAGAGAAAGGAGAAAGCUCCUCCGAUUUGCUCAGAAACAUUACACGCCCUCAGAGAGUUUUAUCUGGGGACCACCUAGAAAAGAACAGUCAGAGGGAAGCAAAGCCCCGAAAACACCUGCCCCUCCGGCCUCCGGUCACAACAGUCAAACUUCUAUGCAUAAAAAAUCCAAGGACUCCAAAAAUUCCUCCUCAGCUGUUCAUUUGAAUAGCAAAACAGCAGAAGAAAAAAAAUUGGCACCUAAAGAGCUUAGGAAACAGACAGACAAGCCCAGAGCAGAGCCCAACGAUGAAGCUGCCAAGCCGAGAAACAAUGAGAAGGACAGUAAUGCUGAAAAUUCGAAUUUUCAGUCAGAAAAAACAAUGGACGAUCCCAAAGAGAAAAAGGAGAGUGUACCCCCUUCUGAAAAAGAAGGUGAAAAUCAUAACGAAGACCCUGAAAAUCCUGGGAAUACAAGUCCCCAUGAUGACAUAUCAUUACAGUGAAUUAUCAGAAAACCCAGAAACCAGUUUAGGUAAGGGAGAUAAAAACUCCGAUACAAUUUAUCCAAGGAACAAAGAUGAGAUCAAAUUUCAAAUUUAGGCAUCUGUGAUUUCUGUUGUAAGAUUUUAUUAUUUGUUUUACAUUUUGGGUGACAAUGAAUUUAAUAUUUAAUAAGUCUUAAGACCAAUAAAUGAUUGUAUUCUUUAAUGCUUUUAGGAUGUGAGUUUCAAAUUCUGUUCACAGUGAUCACUUUUAAAUUAUUUUCAAGGUAACUGGAAAAAAUCAAGUAACAUUAAUUUAUCAAAUAAAUUCUUCUGAGUGAUUACAGUCUACAUGAGGAAAACCAAAAGGAUAAUUCCAUUGUGUUGCCACAACCUUUAACUCAUUUAUGGAUUCUUUUUUAAGCUGGUAAAAAAGAAUUUGGCUUCUCAAAUGUUUUCAGAAAGUAACUUGGGUUCUUUGAUUAUAUAUCUGCUACAACAUGUUGAUUUUUAAAUUCUGUUAAGUAAAAUGCAUGUUCUUGAGGAGCUAUGACCUCCGUAGCCCAUCUGUCAAUUGUACUGUUGUCUUUUCAUCUUUCCCUCUCUCUGCUCUCACCCUCCUCCCUCCAUCUUUGACAAUUAGCAUAUGCAUUUCUAGUUUACAUUAGGAUGAUCUUAUAUAUUGAAAUUUAAAUGGAACAGAGUUGGACUUUUAAGUGUAUGAUUUCAAGAAUUUGCUUUGUUUAAAAUAAUAAAAAAUUUUUUUGUAGUAAUUGGUUAGAAAAAAUUUUGACACAAAGUCCAGGAAAAGAAUUUUGCCUUUUCUAGCUAUUCCACAUAAAUUUGAUGCUUGAUUCUGAAUGCAAAUGACUAAGGAAUUUAAAAAUGAAAAAGGAAAUUAUUCAUUUUUAAAAAGUCAUGCCUCUUAUGCUGGCAAUAAGGCAGUGGGGUUACUAAAACCAUGAGUAUCCCAAUAUUAUGUGGACUGUGAAAUUAUUUGCUUAGUCCACAGUGUGUCUUUUUAAAUUUGCUUCAUCUCUAAAUUGUCGGACUUUGAGAACAGAUUUGAAAUUCCAUAUACUCAGUUUAAUAAGCAUUUAAUGUUACUUACCACUGUUUAAAAACAAUUUUAUUUCCCUAUAAUAUUGUUACUAAUUAUUAUUACAAAUCAAAAAACAGUCACACUGUGACACUGGUAAAUAUUCACACUGGUGAAUAUUUCAAAGCACACAUGCAAAUAUAGUUAAAGCAAUUAACAGUUAAAAUAUUUCACUUUAUUUCAGUUAGAAAGGAAUUAGCUUUUGUGUCUCUCUUGGACUUUUGAGAAGAAUUUUUUUCACCUAAUCCCCCCCAAAAUUUUUAGUAUGUCCUAUUUUGUAUCACAUCAUAUCAUCCUUUGUUGCCUCUAUAUUUUCAGCAGCGAAUUUCUAAAAAGUAAAUCCACUAACAGUGUAUCUUUAAAAAUAUGAUUUUAUUGCUUUGAAGUUUAUGUGAAACACCACAGUUGCUUAAACCCUGAUUUUUAUGAAUGUACCACUUAUGUUGCGUCAUAUUCCAAUUAGUAUAACAGAGAACAUUUUCUUAUUUUUAGUUCUCAAAAUGUACCAAUCUUUGCUUUCUCCUAUUUUACAAAGAGAGUACUAGGAUUUAGGGAAGCAGUAUUGCUUUUGCAUUUCAAUUUCUUUUUUACAGGCAAGAAAUACAUGAACCUUCCUACAUGGUGCUUUCUGUAGCACUAUCUCCCUAGAACUCAAUAAACAGUUUUACAGGUUUAAGGGAUAAAAGUAGGUUGUUGCAUUAGGUUGAAUUAUAGGAAUAUGAUUAAUUUAAUUCAAAAUAUCUUACCAAUUUUGCAUACAUGAUGAAGUGUUCACACCCCUUUCUAAAUGUUUAAUAUUAAUAAUUUGUGAUCGAAUACUAAAUUACUGAUAAACAGUAACCAGACACUAAAAUAAAUGAAUAUAGGCCAAAUUACUUAGAAAUUUCAGUGUAUCAUUCAUUCAUCAACUUAACUUUUAGAAUAUUAUUUCUACUUAGAGGUUUGAUUAGAUUGUACCAUUUAAUUAGAGAAUAUUGAAUCUCGGGGAAAAAUGCCUAGCUUUCAUCUACAAUAGUGACCUUUAUCCACCAUGGUAGUUUUUUAAUGCAUAUUCACAUGUAAUAGUUUGUUUCCACCAUUUUAAUCUGUAAAUAACCAACAAGAAAAUUAUUCAGUAAAGAACAAGUAAGAGGAUGCUAUUCUUUUUACAGAUAAAAAUUAUGAAUAUUUAGAAUUUUUUCUAUUAAGAAUACUUUGUACAUUUAAUAGUUUGUUUUUUUUUUUAAAGAUCUAUAUAUGUAUUUAUGUGUGUCUUAGAUAACAAACAGCCCCCGGGUUUAACUCCACAAUGUUUUGUAUUUUUAAAAACUACCAUAUGCUUACAGAAAUUUCUUGAGAAGCUGCUAUAAAAAAUGCAGUAAAGCAUGGCCAAAUAGCUAGAAACAUUACUGAAUCUUUGAAAUAUAUAGUCUUUAUUACUGUAUCACAGGCUACAAGGAUACCAAAUAUUGACUAUUGAUAAAAUGCUAACUUGCAUUUUGUGGCAAAUAGAUGUUAUACCACUGGUUAGUUUAGUAUAUUUAUAAUAUUUUGCACUUUCAUAUCUCUAAGGAGAUAAUAUAUGUGAAAAUAUUUUGAAAUAUUGUAAAGUGAUAAAUGACAUAUUUCUGUAUAGUAGGGAAAAGUUGAUAACACUAAAAAUAUUAUUCCAUUAUACAUUUUUCAUGUUCAAUCUCAUGAGGAAGCGCAAAAGAAUUGUAAUUAAAGUGAAAAUAUCUGCUCUCUUUUAAUCAAGCCUAGUUCUCAGUUCAAAAAUCAUUUUGUAUAAUUUUAUUUUGAAUUUGUUAAAACUAGUAUAUUUCAGUUCCAAGAAAAAAAUAAAACCUACAACUCAGGAGUUACUAGGGAAGUUCUAAGAUUUUUUUCUAAGUAUUAAAAAUAUAAACAUGAAAAUGCCAUAAUAGUUCAUAGUCAUAUUUCAUAUUUUGUUAUAUAAAAUUAUCUAAGUGGUCAAAAAUUAAUUGAACUGGUAGACAGAGUAUUAGGUUAAUUGUUUUAUAGUUAAAUUUCCCAAAUUUUUAGUAAAGUCAUGGUUAAGUUUAUAAUCCAUUGAGUAAAUCAAGCAAGUUUAUUAAUAUAAUAAAUAAAUUUUAUUUAAUAAAUUAAAUUGAGGCUCUUCUAGAAGUUUUACUUUCUAACCUUAGAGAAGGAUAUUCCUGAUCUUGCUUUAUUGUAGUUGCAGCUAUAUGUCUUUAGGGUCUGUUUGGGGUGGAUUGGGAUCCUGUGUUACAGUGACUGUUCUGAAGAUUUCUGUUUUUUUGCCCACUUAGAAAACUUCCCUUUCCUUUUUGGGGUAUAUGCAUUACGUGUAAGGAAGGCUGGAGUCAGACAUGCUAAAAUCAUUUCCAUUGCAGGCGCAGUUGUAGAGAAAGAUGACUGGAGUCAAUAUAGGAGCUAGAAAAUUAAGAGUGUACUUCUAUGACAUCUUUCAAUUUUGAAUUCUGUACUGGUUAGUACAUGAACAGAUUUGUGUGGGUAAUCUCUAUGGUGACAUUGAGUACUACCCUCCUCCUCCCCUGUUUUAGCUAUCCAGAUUGUGUUCUGGGACAGACUGUGUGUUUAGAAAUCCCUUAUUACUGAAGUCAGUAUAAUAUAUUUAUACAUAUGAAUGCCUGGAGAUGUCCAGAUGUGCCUUAACUAAUAUAAAUGGAUUUCAUUCAGAAGUUUAAAAUUUUUGCUCCAUUUUAAAUUAUUGUCAUAAGGAACUUUCCAGACCAUGAGUAUCAGUUACUAUAAUUAAACUUACUUUGGUGCUUUUUGUUUUGGAGGAAUUUCUGUUUGGAAGAAUUGCCUCAAUAUUGCACCAUAAUAUUCAAAAACAUGCUAUGUUUAACAAAAAAUGUUUAGAGUAAUAAAAACUGUGGUUUGUUAUAUUUAUGAUUUUCCUUAGUGGUGUUAUAUGCUAUAAUUUUCAUUUUAAACAAUACCUCAGUUACUCUAAUAUUUUACCUAUUUUAUUUCUUGCUCUUGGAUGCAGAUUGUUGCUAAGAAUAGAAUACUUGUAGAGAAGUUACUUAAAAUUUUAAUUCUAAUAGAUGGUUGGAGGAAUCUGAAAUUAAUUUGUGUCAUAGUUUUAUUACAAACAUUUAAAAAGUACGGUCUUGCUAUCUUCCUAGAUUAAUGAGAGUGUUGUCAUCUUUUUUUCCUUUUUUGUUGAGAAGUUUGUACUAUUUGUGGGAAAUACUUAAUAUGAUUAUUUUCUUGAAUUAAAGUUUUCAUGUGGAGAAUACAAUUAGUUGCAUUGUUAUAUGUCCAAACUCUGCCUGGAAGUAGAGCUGAGAGAGGAAGAGGUGACUGAGAAUCAGGGUGAGAUGUUGGUGCAGUGGAACCAACCCUUUUAAGUGGCAUGUCGGGGCCUCGGAGCCCUCUUCUGGAUACUGAGGGUGUUGGGCCCUAUGAUCUCGGACAUCUGGUGAAGGCAGACCAUCUUGGACACAAUAUGCAAUUUUAAUGGGUAUUAGUUUCCAUAUCAUACAUGCUACAAUUUAUUUGCCACUAUUUUAUAGUUCAGAAAAUUGAGAGCAAUUGGGCUCCUGCUAUGUAAAUUAUAGCUGUGCUUUUAUAACUAUCUUGGGAAACACAUUGGCAUACCAAUUUUCCCCCCAGUCUCUUCAAUCAAAAUUCUACUGGGUUGUUCUUUCGCAAAUAUAUGUAUAUCUAUAUCUAUAUAAAGGCUUUUUAUAACAUGAUUCAGUAUACUUUAAAAAUGAAGUGAAAGGGAAAUGGCAUCAGUUCUUGUUAUACUAAAAGAUCUUAAAAUCAGAGCACCUUAUAGAAAUAUAUUUAAGCCAUGGGGUUUAUUUAUCUUAUUUUCAUUUUAUUUAAUUAUAAAGUAUCAUGUAGAAUAUUUUACAUUAACUAGAGAGAUUAGUUGUGUAAUAAGCUUUUGUCCUAAGAAAUAUUCCAUUCUGUACUCAUUGGUCAAAUGAGCAGUUUUUCAGUGCUAAGAUUUGGUUUCAUGCUAAGAAAAGGAAAACAUAAAUGAAACAAAAUAAUAUCAAUAGUAGGAAGAAACUACAGAAAUAAAGAUGUAACUAUUCAUAGGUUUGUGAAAAUAUCAGAAUUAUUGGAAGCAGGUAGGGGAGGCUAGAACAGCUUUAAAUUAUCUGCAUAGGAGAGCAGGGAUUGUGCGAACCAUGAAUAUCACCUAUUCCAUAGUGAAACCUUUUGCUGGAUUGUUAAAAAUAAUAAAAUGAUCAGAUAUCAAGUUUAAUUCUUUUGCUUGUGUGUGCCAACAGGUUGGUUUUACAAACGAAAAGGUAAAUUGAGGGACUGGCUGCAGAUAAGAGAAGGCUAAGUGAUAGGUGAUUUAUAAAUGAAGUAUCUAUCUCUCAUACUACCAAGAGUUUACAGCAUAUUUACUGUGUGGCAUUACAAUUAAUAGAAGCAUAUGAAGACAAAUUGUUAGGUCAUUUGACAAGCAACUUUUUUUCCAAAAAAAGCUUUUACUUGUUUGCUCAGUAAUAUAUUGUCUCUUCUUUACUGUUGCCUAAGAAGAUAAAUGGCAGACUGAGUCUUGUCAUUAUUUCAAUUUGGAAACUACUGUGUCCUUUAUAUCUGAAGUAUUUCAGGAAAAAGGGUGUGAUUCUUACAAAAAUGUGAGUUUUAUUUACCACCUAAGUUCUGAUUCUCCAGUGGCCACUGGGCCUUCUCUGUGCUCUGUAUUCUGCUGCAGUAUGAAUUACAGAAUGCUGUGCAUGUUUGUUAGUGCCAAUACCAUGUGUAUGUGGUAGAAGUUGUAACCAGUUUCUGGAUCUGUAUGGUACUGUAAAAUACUUAUUUUAUAAUUAUGUAACUGUAUGGCAGUGUUAUGCCAAAAAUGUAUAAAGAGCAAUAGUUUCUGUUGCUUACUGCUGUAUUUGAAAAUAUUGUUUCUAAAUAUAUUUAGAGUUCCUUUCAAGUAAUUAUUUUUAAUAACCAUUGCCAAAUAUACAUCUGUAAAACUAAUAAAAGUCACUUCAUCUUAAUAUUUAAGCAUUGUGUUAGAAUACAUUGUAUUGAUUUUGCAUGAUUAAAAUAUUUUUAAAAAACUA